This is a messenger RNA of Eubalaena glacialis (North Atlantic right whale), 636 nucleotides long. Its product is annotated as basic proline-rich protein-like. Lineage: Eukaryota; Metazoa; Chordata; Mammalia; Artiodactyla; Balaenidae. Bases 1 to 636 code for a protein of 211 amino acids. The record is from RefSeq and is a predicted model, not a curated record. The transcript has a single exon.
AUGGUUUCUUUAAAUGAGCGUCUGUUUCUAAAACGACCACUUGCACUCUUCACAGUGUUCCGCUUUGGUUCAAGAGAUCAGGGUCGUGGACACUCCUCCGUUAAGGCAACCCUGGCCGGGCGGGAUCAGCCUGGCUCCUACCUGAGCCCAGCGCGGUGCGGCCCCCCGAGUCCCGACCCGCAAAGCCUCGGUGCCGCGGGAGUCAGCUCCGGGGAGACGCGCCGCCCGCAGCGACAGCCUCGCAGCCGCCGAGGCCCGCAGCAGGCCCACAGCCCGGCCCCGGCUCCCCGGCCACUUCCGCCCCGCAACCCCGCACCUGUGCCGGGCUCGCCCGGGCCCGCAGCGGACCGGAAGUGGCCGACGGACGCUGUCAGACAGGUGCGUCAAGGAAAGGCCCCUUCCGUUUCCCCUCUAGGACUCUCGGAGGCCGGUGCGUCUCGAUGGUCGCUCGUCCCCGGGGACCGUUCGGGAGCGCGCGCUGGACCACCAGGGGCUCCUCCCCCGCCUACCUACUCCCCUCGAGGCUCGCGGUCACCAAGCCCCUUUGCGCCUCCGUGCCUUUGCACCUGCGUUCCCCCGGUGGGAAGGACCCUCCGGACGCACCGCCGGGUACCGCGCCUCCCUCAAAGGCUUUAG